Molecule: messenger RNA, 3540 nt
Organism: Platichthys flesus (European flounder)
Lineage: Eukaryota; Metazoa; Chordata; Actinopteri; Pleuronectiformes; Pleuronectidae
Gene: golim4a
Product: golgi integral membrane protein 4a
Exons: 16
Coding region: 477-2591 (704 amino acids)
Cellular component (GO): Golgi membrane; Golgi apparatus
Source: RefSeq, a predicted model, not a curated record
GGCUGCAGUGGGAUGGCAGCAGGCAGCUGCGGGGCUGACACGUAUCUGAAGUAAAAGGUGCUCUGGAGGCCGCGUCGAGGACUUGAAGUGUCUUUAUUAUUUUUCUCCAUUGUCUUGUUUGAACAACGUCGGGUGUGGCAGCGGGGACAGAGGAGCCGUCGGCCCCGGGGUGAGCCGCGUUAGAGCCGCCGAAGUUUGACGUGAAGUCUGGAGAAAAUCUGAGCGGCUACUUUGAAGUUCCAGGAGAGGGUCGACAAGCGGAGGAAAGUAUGUCCACCGGGGGGAAUACCACCGUGUAACCCGUGUUGUUUCUGCCCGGGAAUGCUGUGGAAGUGAGGGGAGGGUUGGGUGGGCUCAUUCCAGUCUUCACCAGGAGGUAAAGAGAAGGAAAAAAAAGAGAGGAAAAAGUUGAGUCGGGAAGUUUCCAGCAGCGGAGACGGAGCCUUCUCUCGCAGACAGCGGGGAGCGGGUCCAACAUGGGGAACGGGGUGUGCUCCCGGCGGCAGCGUAGGAUCUUCCAGUGCCUGUUGCUGCUCACGGUGGUCUGCGGGAUGAUGUACGGGGGCAUGAUGUCCUAUGAGGUGCACAAGCAGCUGAGGAGGACCGAGGCGACGGCGCUGAAGUACCAGCAGCAUCAGGAGUCCCUGUCGGCUCAGCUCCAAGUGGUGUAUGAGCAUCGCUCCCGGUUGGAGAAGUCUCUGCAGAAGGAGAGGUUAGACCAUAAAAAGGCCAAAGAAGAUUAUCUGGUUUAUAAACUUGAUGCACAACAGUCACUGAACAAGGAGAAGCAAGACUCCGGCAGCAGAUUAAAUUCUUUACAAGUGCAACAUCAGAUGUUAAAGAGCCAGCAUGAGGACCUGAAGAAGCUGUACUACGACCUGCAGGAGCAGCACCAAACACAGGGUGAGGACCACGGCCGACUGCUGGAUGAACACAAGGAUCGCUACGAGAAGCUGCAGCAAAUCAAAGACGGGGAAGUCUCCCAACUCAAAGAUAAUAAUUUUAACCUGAGAGAGGAGAACAAACAGCUGAGGAAAGCCCACCAUGAAAUUCAUGUACAGCUACAGGACGUUCAGGUUCAGCAUCAAGACUUGAAGGCAGCGCACAACCAGCUGUCACUGACACUAGAAGACCACAAGAGUGCGCUGGCUGCAGCUCAGGUGCAGGUGGAUGAGCUCAAGCAGCUAAAGGAAACCCUCAACAAGGCUCCUGUCCCGAGGCAACCUGAGCAAAACCCCGUCCCCCAGAAACUACAAGCAGAUGCACCCAAAUCCCACAUCUAUCAAGAGCAGCAGACUGGGAUACAAGAAAAGGAGCCAGCCCCAGAAAAUCGCCAGGUAUACCAUGACACGUUGGGUCAGCAAGAAGUGGCAGUGCACUCCCAGUCCGAAACCAAGCUCAGCCCCACUGUACCUCAAAUUACCUUGUCAGAAAGAGAGGAGGAUGAUGGAGAGGGAGAGGCGGAGAGAAAGAGAGAACUGGCGGAGGAGGAGAUGGCUCAAGCAGGACAGCCUCAGAAGCUGGAGGAGGACCCGGACCAUCCACAGGAUGAGCAGCAGGAGGAAGAGGAUCCGGAACAGGAACAGCCAGAUGAGAACGCAUUGGACCAACUGAGACAUCAGCCACAACCGGAUCCCCAUGCAGAGGUGCACCAGGACGAGCAUCUGGAGCACGAGGCGCACGCCCAGGUGGAGCAUGUGAAGUCGGCGUAUGAACAGCAGCAGGAGCAGCAGCGCCUAGAGGCUCAGAGGGCAGCGGAGAGCAGGCAGAUCCAUGUGCGACAGGAGGCCCUGCGAGUGCAGAGGAAGAAGGUGAUGAUGGAGAGGGAGCAGCGGCUGAAGGAGGAGCAGGAUAGGGAGCAUCAGCAGCACAAAGAGGCCGACAGGCGGGAGCAGCUGCUGAGAGAGGAGCACCAAAGGAAGAAGACAGAGUAUGAGAACAUGGACAAUGACAUUGUCGAAGGAGAAGAAGAUGGUCACACUGAUGAUGAAGACGAGGGAGAUACUCAUAAGCUAAAUGAGGGGGAGGAAAAAGAAGGAGAAGAUCAAAGAGUGCCAUCACAACAGGGUGAUGUAGAUGGUGAGCUGGACCCCAAUGACGACCCCAACAACCAGGGCGAGGAUGAGUUUGAAGAGGCCGGGGAUAAUCAGCCUCAGCACAGGGUGACAGAGGAGGAAGAGGAGGUAGUAGACGAGGAAGAGGAGGCGGCAGCACCAGCACAGCACAUAGACGCACACCCCGGCCCUCGACAGCCGGCUGUGGAGGAGGAACUGGUGUUGGCUGGAAACCCAGAUCAACAGGAAGACACGCUGGACGACCAGUACCAGGAGGAAGUAGAGGAUGAGGCCCCGGAGGACAUCGCCGGUGGGCUGAAGAGAGAAGAGGAGGGGGAAGAUGAAGGAGAGGAUCCCUAUAAUGAGGAGAACAUAGAUCAAGAGGAAGUGAAACACCAGGAGGGUCCGAGAAACGAGGGGAAUCACAGAAAAGACAGAGAGAACAACGAGGAAGAGAAUUAUGAAGAGGAAGAGGAGGAGGUCGACGAGGAAAUGGCCGGUCGAGACAAGGGCACCAAUCGGAGGGCGGAGAUGUAGGGACAGACGCAGACUUGAACCAGCUGCAGUGCCUUUUCUGAACGCCGGUACAGCCUAUCAGGUCUGUCCUUCUCUUGUUUCUCAAAGGAAUAUUCGCAGCAAUUCAGACAGAAUCCCAAUUAGGAAAACUGGGAUUUUGUGCCCGGAGGACGGGAGGCGAUUCCAAACACUGUGGGGCUGGAACUGAUCAGCUCAUUCUGUGGAAAUGGACAGAAUCUUUUGGACGGAAAUUGGAUGUAUACUAAAUAUGUUUUCCCUUCUUUUCUGUCUUCUCACCCGUCUUCCUGAUCGCCUGUCUGGUUCUGUGACAGACAGAGAAUGUAUUUUUAUCACGUGCUGUCUUUUGUAUAAAGAAACCAAAACAAAACGAUGUUAUUCUUAUGCCCUCAUGGUCAGGCUUUUAUACUUGUUUUAGCUCAGAUUUUAUUUUCUUUCAUUCCAGUCGAUCGAGUCAUUUCCUGUUAUUUAUUGUUCAUCAUAACUCUGACAAUCGAGAGAGGUUUCCCCCUGCCUGAAGGGCUUUUAUCGACUUCUUGAUGCUUGAACGUUUCCACUGGAUAUUUCAGACAUUUCUGGUGAAGCCAUUUUGUGUCGCUCUGACAUGUAAGUGCCUUUCCAUUCUGGGAAACUCUUCUUGGUCUUUUUACCUUUUUACAUUUGUUAAAUCAUUUCCAUAGGAAAGCCAGUUAGUGCUGAUUGCUUCAGCGUGGCCUUAAAGGAGCAGGGGAGCUGUUUCAUGUCGACUGCUGGUGUGAAUAUAAUUCACAAAAUCUGGUGCAAUGUAAUUCAACACCUUUAGUCUACUGUACAAUGUAUAGUAAAACAAAUGCUGACAAUUUGUAAGUUUUUUUCUGCCAGUUACAUUUGAUACAAAGUGGUAGGAUUGUAUGAAAUCAUGUUUGUCACCUGGAUGGUGAGUGGAAUAAAGAAGCAGAAGGGUGUCAGGUAA